Molecule: messenger RNA, 1770 nt
Organism: Teleopsis dalmanni
Lineage: Eukaryota; Metazoa; Arthropoda; Insecta; Diptera; Diopsidae
Product: serine-rich adhesin for platelets-like
Exons: 3
Source: RefSeq, a predicted model, not a curated record
AUGGCCAACUUUAUCAAUACGAUUUUUUCACCUUUACAUGAUUCACAAAGUCACAGAACUGCCAAAAAUAUCAACACAAAUAUACCAACUGCUGCACCGUCGUCAGCAUCAGCAUCAGCAACAACAACAGCAACUGCAAGCACUACAGUAUCCAACGUUUCAACUUCAAAUUCCACUUCAAAAGUUUUUAUUAAAAAAUCUGGUAGUAAUUCAUCUACGCAGAGUUCUAAUCGUAAAGACAGUUUUGGUUCAAGGGACUCACUUAAUGACAUACUAUCCGAAACUGGUUUGCAAAGUGGAAACGUUGCAGCGCAACGUAAAUCUUUGGAAAAUAAAAAUUUAGAUUUAUCAAACGCACCCGAUGGUAGCGGUAGCAAUCGUUUGUUAGUGAAAAAAUUCGAAACGAAAACAGUGCACUCUUCUAGUAGCAACAUCACCACAAGCAGCACUGCCAUGUCUACAAACAUUUCCACAAGUGAACUUCGCAAGAGUAUAGAAAAUUUAGAUGAGAAAUUAAAGACUCCACCACCUGUACUUACCAAGAAACCAACAAUACCAACUAAGAAAUCCACAACCGUGACAAGUGUUGCUGGCAACCUUUUAUCUGGACUUAAACAAAAAGUUAAAAAUGUUGAAAAUAAACUUACCACAUCAGCCUCGCAUGAUUACGCAGACGGCAUAGCUAGCAGCAGAAUGCAGAGUGGUAGUAGUGGUUUACCUGAUCUUGCACCCAGCGGUAAUGUUGUGAUGCGACGUGCAGCCACUGUUGAUGCAGAUACAGAUUUCGAUCGCGUUGAACGCGCUUCUAUACUAACAGAUAUGCGUGCAGGACGCGUAAAGGCACCAAAACGACGACCACCAUCAGCCGCUAUGAAUAUAGUGGGUGAAAGUAAUAACAAUUCAGUGUAUGUCAAUGGUAGCGGUGGUUCUAGUGGCACAGAACAACACUCCACUGAUGAUGGCAAACCACAAUCAUCAGAUGAUAAUUCAUUAAGUGAAGAACAACAACUAAUCAAACCAAAACCACGUGAAUGGGAGAAGAAAAAAGCACCAUGGAUGGCAGAAUUAAAGGCAUCACAAGUUAAAAAGAAAACAUCACCAAAUAUAGAACCACGCACUAUCGGUACUGAAAGUACUAAUGCAACUGGUAGCACAGUGGCUGAACGUACAUCAAAACUAUUGGGUGAUGAUACAAAAAUCAGUAAUAGUUCUAGUGCAAGUAGUUCAAGUAUAAGUUCGAGUACCACAACUAAAGUGCAAUCAUCUUCUGUAACAUCAAGCGUAAUGCAACAAUCAAUGACUGUUGAAAGUAGUCAACAAAUGCAUAAGAAAGAAUUAAAUACUACAACAACAAUGGAUGCAAUGAGCAAAAGUAUGAGCAAUAAAUUAGCUGCGGAAAUUGCAACAACAACUACAGCAACAACAAAUGAUGAUGUACGUACACGUCCCAAUAGUCUAUCGAUACGUAAUCGUAGUAUAUCACCUUCAGUAAAUAGUACACGAUCAAGUGCUUCGAAGAGUUCAGCCUCACCAGCAACUGUAAAUAUGGCUGAUGGUAAUAGUGAAGCGCCCAAUAAUAGUAAUUCUAUAAUAUCUGCUGUCAGUUCUACAGCGGCUAAAACAACGAUUGUCAAUAAUCAUCAUGCGCAUACAAAUAAUAACGCCGCCUCCACAAGCACAACGACAGUACAUGAGAAUAAUGUGGCCACUGUAAGUGGAAAGUCAAGUCACGAUAGUGCACGUGUGCAAGAGCUUGAAAAACGCGUUGAU